Molecule: messenger RNA, 1446 nt
Organism: Trypanosoma conorhini
Lineage: Eukaryota; Euglenozoa; Kinetoplastea; Trypanosomatida; Trypanosomatidae
Product: GTP-binding protein
Exons: 1
Coding region: 1-1446 (481 amino acids)
Molecular function (GO): GTP binding
Source: RefSeq, a predicted model, not a curated record
AUGGCAUGCAGACUCGCCACUUCGCGGCCCCUCGCUGCGCCGCCCGCCCUUGCCAGCUACCCGCGUCUUUUUCACAGCUCGCGGGUGGUGCGGCACGCCGGCAAGAUCAUCAUCCCCAGGCUGGCGGGCGGGCGGUCGACGCAUGCCGGGGGCGGCGUCCCCGCGGCGUUUGCUUCGCCUUCGCCCCCGUCCGCGGCCACCCCCUACCGCAGCGAGUACCGCGAGAACAACCGACUGGGCCCAGAGGUGGCGCAGUUUCUCGACGCGGAGGCUGCCGAGACGCUGCGGCGGCAGCAGCAGCUCGACCAGUUCCGUACGGCGACGGACGCGGCGGUGACCAAAGUGUGGCGCGACUCCAAGAGCCACCUGCGGCGGCAGGAGAGUCUCGUGAGGGAGUUUGGGGUGGAGGGGGCGGUGAGGGAGAUGCUGCAGCCUACACGCACGUCCUUUCGGCAGGAGCUGCGCCAGCGGCCCUUGGACCGCGGCAUCCUUGAGGAGAUCUACAAGGGCCUGCACGGACGCCGCAUCGAGCGGCGGCUGAAGAGGGGGGUCUCCUGGGAGCAUUGGAUCACGAAGGGCGACGGCACCGCCCCCGUCUUCACCGCCUCGCGAAAGGCGCAGCAAACCUUUGCGUUCGGCGGGACAGUUCGGCUUGCCGCCAAGGCAACACACGCCAAACAGUUUCCUGUAAUCCUCACCGCUGGAGGCCGUGGCGGCGGCGGUGGCAGCAGUCACACGGAGUUGGGCGAGGCACGGCGGUGUGUGCCGGAGGUCGCCUUUGUGGGGCGGACCUCCAGCGGAAAGUCAUCCCUGAUCAACGCCGUGCUGAACGCCUUGAUUGCGCCCUACGGCCACCUGCAGGGCACCACGAGCUCGGUGAACUUCUACAACGUGGCCAACAAGGUGGUGCUGGUGGACUGCCCUGGCUACGGCUACUACAACCCCAUGGAAACCCCCGCCGGGGACGCCGAGAACGCCGUCGCCGUCAUGCGUGCCUACCUCAAAGCCUGCGGCCGGCACUCCACGGAGACGACGACGACGACGACGACGACGAGGCAGCAAAGCAAAAAGGAGACGGCGAAGGCAAAGGAGCAUGCAAGUGGUCGUGCUGCCUUGCAGGGACGCCCCAUCAAGCGUGUCUUUGUCUGCGUCUCCUCGCGUGGGCUGCAGCAGGUCGACAUGGCCUACCUGGACCACCUUGAGAGCCUGGCUGUGCCCUUCACUGUGGUACUCACAAAGACUGACGCCGCUCCCAUUCGCUUCCUCGCCCGGCUCGCGGACCACACGCGCUGCCAGCUGGUCCACUACAAACACUGCAAGGAGCUUAUGCUCACGAGUUCGUUGCGGCUAGCGGGCAUUGAUAAGGUGCAAAACCUGAUUGGCAGCGUCGCACUUGGCGAGGACAGGCUCCACGGUGCAACAGCAGACUUCAGCUCCAUCGUCUGA